Messenger RNA from Bradysia coprophila, 1016 nucleotides. RefSeq lists its product as uncharacterized. Lineage: Eukaryota; Metazoa; Arthropoda; Insecta; Diptera; Sciaridae. The record is from RefSeq and is a predicted model, not a curated record.
UGGCUACGUCACGACAUGAUAUCUGCAAGAAGGUAGAACCAGUAAUAAAAAAAAACUAUUUGAGAACAUCCAAAACUAUCGAAAAAGAUUCUAAAAAGCAAAUGGAAGAGCUUUCUAAAGGCUUGGAAAAUCUGAAAAUUGAAAUUCGCUCUAAGAACGAUUUGAUUGAACAGCAGAAUGCUACAAUAGAAGCGCAGCGUAUGGAAAUUGCACAGAUUUCCGAAGCCAUGUCGGAUAUAAAAACAGAAAUGGGGACUAAGAAUAUUGAGAUCGGAAGACAAACUGCCGAACUAGAAAUCCACCGAGGCGAAAUUCAAAAUAUUUCUAGGUUUCUGGCCGAUCUGAAAGCCGAAAUUGCUGUUAAGAACGACGUAAUUGUACAUCAGGAUGCUACAUUGGAAGCACAGCGAAUGGAAAUUCAACAGGUAUCAAAAAAAGUUUCGAAUUUAGAAUUCGAAAUCGAGACCAAGAAUGGUGAGAUUGCUAAACAAGAUAUGGAACUGAAAAUUCACCAUGACGAAAUUCAACGCCUUUCGAACUGCUUGGCCAAUUUAAAGACCGAAAUUGGUGUUAAUUCGGGCUCAGAAAAUUUGUCGAAGAACUUGGUCGAUGAAAAUGCAAAGGCUGAUAAGGAUGAUAGUUCUUCAUUAGAACUGUAUCUUAACUUAAUGUGCUUUGAUGAACCUAAGAUGGAUCAACUAGAGGAACGGCUUGCGAAGGUGAAAAUAUUUAUUGGAUUGAAAACGAACUUCUGUGAUUUCGGCAGCGAUUGUGACUUGAAGACAUUUAUCGUCGGAAUGAUUGAUCGUAUAAUGUCAAAAGAUCUGCAAAAGAAGUUUUCAUGGAGUGGUAAGCGUACUGGCAAGCAAGGAGUUUUUACCAAAUAUACCCGCAUAAAUGAUCUCGUUCACUUCUGUUGCAAAGCCAAUUUUGGUAAAUACAAGGUAGCAGAAGGAGAACAGAUACUUCAAAAACUAUUUCAGACCGCUUAAUUAUCAUCGAUUUGAGUGUUAUUU